CAUUAUACAGUGUGGAUUCAAAAGGAUGACGGCAGAAGGAAAUAUCACAUCACCCAACUACCCGUUCAACUACCCAAACAACAUGGACUGCACGUGGACCCUCCUCGCUUAUGAGGAUGAAAUAAUCCAGAUAACCUUCAUAUCCUUUGAUCUUCAAACUGGAGCCCAGUGUAAUCGGGACUAUCUUCUGAUAAGAGACGGGGACAACUCUACAGCAAAAAAGUUCUGUGGAAACGUGUCUCUCCCAGUCUUCUCCUCUACUGCGUCGCAGGUUGGGGUUCAGUUCCACAGUGACCGUGAAAUCUCCUCCACUGGCUUUAAAUUCAGCUACAAGAGAGUUCAAAAGAUCUGAUGAGAGUGUAGUCUGCUGCAGCCUUCAAUUCAACCAAGCAGGAGUCCCUAUCCCCUACACUUGUCCUUAGCUCUGAUCUCUGGAGGCACCAUUACAAUGUCUGUACUGGGGCUCAUCCUUUCAUCUUUUGACUGCAGUGGUCUUCUGUUGCUAGACUUCAUUCUUCAUGAAAGUGGUAUUUUACAGUAACUGUUAAAACAAUGACUUAUUGCUUCUUUUUUAUUAAGUCCCUCUCAAACCAAUCUUGAAUAAAACAUACUUUCAAAAUAA
Messenger RNA from Acipenser ruthenus (sterlet), 622 nucleotides. RefSeq names its product CUB domain-containing protein 2-like. The transcript has 3 exons. Lineage: Eukaryota; Metazoa; Chordata; Actinopteri; Acipenseriformes; Acipenseridae. The coding region runs from base 26 to 352 and encodes 108 amino acids. The record is from RefSeq and is a predicted model, not a curated record.